Molecule: messenger RNA, 1500 nt
Organism: Geodia barretti
Lineage: Eukaryota; Metazoa; Porifera; Demospongiae; Tetractinellida; Geodiidae
Source: the annotation of a GenBank genome assembly
CUCGUUUAUUCCUCUCGCUAGCUUUUCUCUACUGACCGAUAAAAACCAGGACAGGGAUAGUCGGCGGAGAUGGCUUAUCGUGGAGAGAAGCCUGCAUGUUUGCUGGUCUGCAGCUCUCAUCCUAAAGGCGUUUCGGCACAGUCUUUUAUCCAUGCGUUCACUCUCACUUCAUCGACCUUCAACAUCUACCUCGCUACCCCCGAUGGAAAGACGAUUGAUUUUGUGGACGUCAAUGAAGGCAACCGACAGUGGCUGGCAGAGUUCAAAUCAAAACCAAUAUCCAAGCCUCAUCUUCUGGAGAAUAUGGACGGUACACAGUUCCUUGCUCUGGUGAUACCAAGUUGUCCAGGUGCACUCUAUGACCUUGCCUCCAGUCCCUUCAUGGCUGGGAUUCUCAAGACGUUCAUGGCUGAAAAGAGUAGCAAGUGGGGAGAAGUUCAUGUGGUGGUGGACAGUCACGUUGUGACAGGACAGAAUGAGCAGUCGACUCUUACUGCAGUCCAGAACCUCAUCCUCAUCAGCAACGCCAGCGCAUUGAUCGCGGGAGAAGAUAUCCACGCCCAGUUUGACCCGGAGGAAUACUUUGGGAUGUACCGUCAGGGCUUCUCGGCCUACGCCCCUGGUCUCCCCGAGUUCUUCCUGAAGCAAUUCCACACCGCCUUUAGCAGCCUCUCCAGCGGCAGUCUCAGUGUCCUUGAUUACGGCUCCGGUCCUAGUAUUCUGGGCGCAAUAUCUGCCGCCCCAGUAGCAAAGGAGAUCGUACUAUCCGACUUUGUGGAGAACAACCGCAUUGCCGUUGAAAAGUGGCUCGCAGGCGAUUCGAAGGCUUUCGAUUGGACGUCGUAUUUCAAGUACGUGAUAAACGAUUUGGAGGGGUUGGGUUCAGAGAAGGUGAAGGAGAGGGAGGAAUUGAUUCGAAACAAGGUGAAGGCCGUGGUUGCGUGCGACGUGAACAAACACCCUCCCAUUGAAGAGGAGUACUGCAGAGAGUAUGACGUUGUGAUGUGCUGCCUUGUCCUUCAGUGUGCCACGCAGAGCAAAGCCGAGUUUGAAGCCGGCAUGAAACGUUUGGCGACUCUGGUCAAGCCAGGCGGUUUAUUUCUGUUCGUUGGAGUCAUCCGUACUGCCGAAGUUGGGUUUUACGUGGUGGCUAAUAAAAGAUUUAGAAGUUACGGUGUUUCCCAUGAAAUGGCUAAGGAGACUAUGGAAAAGGCUGGUUUCUCUGACAUCAAGCAAGAGAGUAUACCGGCCAAAAAUGAUGACAAAAGUGUCCAGGCAUACUUUUUCAUGCAGGGGAAAAAGAUGUAAUCUCACGAACCACAAUCUCUCUCUCUCUAUUAUUGUAGGAAUUGACAGUAUUUAUACAUGUAUGAGCGUUAAAUUAUACUGUUGCAUGUCGUAUACGGACACGUUUGUAUGUGCGUGACUGCACAUUGCACAUUGAAAAUUUGAUUAUUAUAAUACGGAUGACUCAACUGCUGUGCUGGAGUCUAAAAAGGA